Rhopilema esculentum is the source of this 1060-nucleotide messenger RNA. RefSeq names its product hepatocyte growth factor. NCBI's taxonomy places the organism in Eukaryota, Metazoa, Cnidaria, Scyphozoa, Rhizostomeae, Rhizostomatidae. Gene Ontology annotation, molecular function: signaling receptor binding; endopeptidase activity. The record is from RefSeq and is a predicted model, not a curated record.
CGAGGUUCCACGAUUGCAGAAGGUUGAGUCUCUCAGAAAGCACAAUAAGCUUGAGGCAUUGGGCGCCUGGGUGUGAUAGAUUGGGUCAGUCGUGGUACAUGUCAAGUAAAGGUCAUCUUCUGCUUCUAGAAGGAGGAUUUCCUGCAGAAAAAAACUGCUAAAAUGAAGCGAUUUCAGUUUUUUUGUUUCCUGGCAUUAGUUUCAGCAUACGGGGUGACUGCAUUGAGGAUUCCGCAAUCUCUUCCAGAGCUGCUUCAAAUUGGAAAACCGCUUUCUCUUGCCUUCUGCAAAGGCUUAAGGUACCAAGAAACAGGAAAGAUAAACUUUUUCAAACAAAGCAACCAAACAAGAAUCGUCGAGUCUUACAUAUUCAAAGCAUUUGCAGCAUUGGAUCGCACUGGCUGCUCAAAGCUGACAAGGCAUUUGGCAUGCUCUCUACUGGCCCCUCCACUGCUGCACAAGUUUGGCAGUUUACCUCCAUGCAGAUCACUGUGUCAUACUGUUCAAAAAUCUUGUGCAGAGGUCCUGGAAUUUGCAGCAAGGUUUGGAUUAUUUACAAAAGACGGGUGUAAAAAAACAAAACAAGGACAGAAGUACAGAGGCACUGUGAACAAGACAGUUGGAGGCCUUACUUGCCAGCAUUGGAAUGUUCAUAAGCCCCACUCUCAUCGGCAGCUAACGGCAAAAACACAUCCAUGGGAAGGGUUGGAAGAGAACUAUUGCAGAAAUCCAGAUGGUGAGCCAGAUGGGCCAUGGUGCUACACAACAUCAAAGUCAGUCAGAUGGGACUACUGCGAUGUCCCUAUUUGUUUUGUGAACUUGAAAUGCAACUUGAUGCCAAAGCCUGGAAAAAACAUUGGCUGUCUCAGCUACAAAAUUGAUCCAAAAACAAACGACUACAAAGUAGUGAUGGAAGGAACUCCAACACUUUCACAGGCAAAGGAUUGGAACUUACCAUGAAGCUUGAAAUUAGCAUUUUCAGGACAAGUUUUGUUUUAGCAGUAGUUUGACUUUCUUUGCUUUUUAUUUCAUUAAACCUAAACAAUAGUCAAAUCUCUGA